Molecule: messenger RNA, 1873 nt
Organism: Coturnix japonica (Japanese quail)
Lineage: Eukaryota; Metazoa; Chordata; Aves; Galliformes; Phasianidae
Product: rho guanine nucleotide exchange factor 6-like
Biological process (GO): lamellipodium assembly
Cellular component (GO): lamellipodium; cytoplasm
Molecular function (GO): guanyl-nucleotide exchange factor activity
Source: RefSeq, a predicted model, not a curated record
GUGCUUCAAUCAGUCAAGGAGAGAUGCUGAAAGACCAAACCCAAGGCUGAAUGUGGAACCCCCUCAUCUGGCCCUGCAGCUCCCCAUAGCUUGUUGCUGUCUGCACACCCAGCUCCUCCUUCACCAGAUGUGCAUUUAAUCUCACUUCAUUAAGAACCUCUUUCGGUUUUCGUUUGGCUGAGGUGACAGCGACACGUUUAUCACAUCAGGACAUCAGCUCUGAAGGAAGCGAUGACGCCUGGGGGACCUAGGAGACAAGAGAGGGGGAAAGAGCUUUAAAACCCACAGGAAAUGCUUUCACAUCUCGGGUGCUGCCACUUGUAAGCCAAGAAGAAUCUAAAUGAACAGCAAGUGCAGGGUUGCGUGCGUGCUUCCUUCCCGUGCUCACCCUGACCGACUGCCAUUCAUGCGAUCCCUGCCCUGCUGCUGCAGCAGCGCUUUGAAAACGGCUUUGGAGGACGCUGAACCAGCAUGGGAUGCUGCAGCCUGAGAGCCAGGCAUGAUGGCUCUGCAGGAGAAAGCCAGGAUGAGGUGGAGCUGUUGAAGACAGGCAGGACCAGAAAAUGGUCCAUUUCAGACGGCCAGAGUGAGGGAUCCCUCCAACCUAAGGACCCUGCAACUCCCACGCAGACAGAAGGGGCAGAAGCACCGUGGGGGAGAACGCAGGAAGAGCUGCUGAACUUGUUGAUCACUCAGCCCAUCGCUGGCUGGGAAGGAAGGAACAUCCUUUCUCCUGGGGAGAUUGUUUGGUCCUCCUGGGUUUUCCUGAGAAGUUAUCACAUGGAGGAGAUGUCUGAACGCUGCCUUGUGCUGACCUCCUUCCACUUGCUGAUUCUGUCUGUGGAUCACACAAAGAAGGCGUUUGUUUAUGAGGGUCUCGUUCCUCUUGCUGGGAUGCACCUGAGGGAGGUUGUGACUGCUAUCAGCUACACCUUUGAGAUUUCUGGGCCCAUGUUGGAGUCCCGGCUCAUUUGCUGCCAGAAUUCAGCUGACUUUGACAAAUGGAUUCAGCAUCUCCAGAGCCAAAUCAAGAUGGCAAAUGCUGACUAUUCAACCAGCCCCACCAAUAAUAUCUCCUUCCUGGUGCCGUGCGAUGAGCAGUGGAAGAAAAGGGAGCUGAUGAGACAUCUCUUGUGUAACACCAUUCUGAAAUGGGAAGGCAAACCAAUCCAGCACCUGGGAAGGAUUCAGUAUCUGACCAUGGUGCAAAUGGCUACUGGCUGCACAGGGGACCCCAAGGAAAGGCUGCUGAUCCUGUUCCCAGAAGACCUGCUUUUCCUCUCUGUGGAUGAGGAGAGAACUACCAUCUCAUACGAGGGAAAACUCCCCUUGACUGGAAUCCAGGCAAAGGAGAAAUCCACUCUGCAGGGGAGGUUACAGCUUGAAAUUACAGGAAGCCUGACAGAACCAAUCCUUAUCAAUUGUUCCACAGCAGAAGACUAUGAAAAAUUACUCUUCCACCUACAGAAGCCAGAGAAAAACCUCACUACUGUGACACUCCAGCCACCACCAAUCGUCCCUAAGAAAUCCAGGCAACAUCAUUAGGACGUCGGCAUACACUGACAUGAAGAGGCUGCAUGAAUAUGAUCCCAAUAGAAAGUGAAGAAGCUGCACAAACGAAUAAGAGGGGAUUUGAAAUUGGAAACCGAGAGGUGAAUAAGGAGCUGCAGAUGAAUUAUUCUGUGCUGGCUGCUGUUCUGAAUGAGCCUUUGCAAUUGAUGUAGGACCUUGUGAUUCUGACCUCAGCUGUAUAUAUGCCUCAGUGAGAAAUCUUUCUCAAUUUGCUCGCUGUAUUUAUUGCCUGAUCCUUUUCAGACACUGUAAAAUACUCAGUAAUACAAAUAAAACCAUUAACCUGUGCUUAAACCAUGCA